This is a messenger RNA of Thecamonas trahens ATCC 50062, 1212 nucleotides long. RefSeq lists its product as uncharacterized. The coding region runs from base 1 to 1212 and encodes 403 amino acids. The transcript is spliced from 2 exons. The record is from RefSeq and is a predicted model, not a curated record. NCBI's taxonomy places the organism in Eukaryota, Apusomonadida, Apusomonadidae.
AUGGUCUCGCUCUCAAGACAAUGUGCCCUCACUCUGGACGUCAUCUCGGCUGCCCUGGAUGUGCCGGCAAACAAGUUGGGGAACAUGUACCGCAAGUUGCGGAAGAUUGCUCCCGUCGAUGCCGUCGCUGCAAAGGGGACGGUCAACCCGGCAGAGUUUGUGCAGCAGGGCGUGGCCCGGAUGGACGGCAUCGAUCGUCGUGACCGGAACAAGGCCGCAAGCCUGGCAAAGUCGCUCAUUGCGGUUGCAGACGACUACGGGCUCGUCACUGGCCGUGCUCCUGCACCCAUCGCCGCCGCUGCCCUCUCUCUCGCCGCCCGAGCUUGCAAGCUCGACGCCACCAUCGACGUCACCUACUUUGCCGACCUGUACGGCUGCGGACGGAACACCAUCUCCCACCGCGUCGAUGAACUGCGCAAGGUCCUACUCCGCGUCGCAAAGUCGCUGCCUUGGGGCGACGACAUUACCGUCUACUCGCUCGACGCCCACCUCACCUUUCUCCUCCGCCACAUGCAGGUCCUCCGCAAGACCGCGCUCGUCAACGAGCGCGCGCUCGAGCUCGAGCAGGUGACGCCGGCGGCCCUUGCCAGCUCAUCGACACCACACGCUGCGCUCCCGGCGUCAUUUCGCCGCAACAUGGCCAACCGCGAGCGGCGCAAGGCCAAGCUCUCCCUCGUCCACGGCCGGGUCCAAGCCGCCCGCUCUCAGCCGCAGGCCAAGGCCCCGCGCCGUGCGCUUGCAGACGACGCCACAUCGUCGCGGACGGCGCUCGGGCGGGGGGAGGGCUUCGACCUUGGUCUCGGCAUGCCGACGCCUGCCGAGGUCGGCUUUACCGAUGCUGAGCUCGCCGCCGACCGCGAGCUUGUCCUCAUCCUCUGUGCGUACCUCCGCGGCGUCUCGCGGCUCGACAUCGAAGCUGGCUACUUUAACGCGGUUGGUGCCGGUGACUCUGAUAACGUCGCCGAGCAGCUUGCCGCACUCGACGCCGACGCCGCCGCACACGACGACGAGCUCGACGUCUACAUCCUCGACCCGUCCGACAAGCUCGUCGCCCUCAAGGCCAAGCUUGGCGGCUGGGAGGUGCCCAAGGCCAAGGGCACGCGCCGCAAGGCGUCCAAGGCGGCGCAAGAGGCCGCCGGCCCACCGGAAAGUCCCUCGUCGGGUCGCAAACGCAAGCGCAGUCAGGACGGCGUCAUGAGUCCGGCGACCUGA